Trypanosoma brucei brucei TREU927 is the source of this 2262-nucleotide messenger RNA. Its product is annotated as ATP-dependent DEAD/H RNA helicase, putative. The transcript has a single exon. NCBI's taxonomy places the organism in Eukaryota, Euglenozoa, Kinetoplastea, Trypanosomatida, Trypanosomatidae. Gene Ontology annotation, molecular function: ATP binding; RNA helicase activity; nucleic acid binding. The coding region runs from base 1 to 2262 and encodes 753 amino acids. The record is from RefSeq and is a predicted model, not a curated record.
AUGCCACCGACCCCGUUGCGGCGGAGAGCGACCUCCGCGGAACCCCGGCGGGGCUCACUGCGCUGUGGUAACACCGCCGCGACAAGCAGUAGACGCAUAGGUGUCCGUUCGGGUAAAAGUAGCCAAGGAAAUGAUCUUACUGCUCCGUCCGUGGCUACCGAAGUUAUGUUGGAGGAUACACCGUCGUUUUUCCAGGGUAUUACCGGCGUUAGAAGUGUUCCCAUGUCCCACCAGCUAUCCGGAGACCAGGACUAUGCUCAGUUGAUGCCUGGUGAGACAAUCUCCACGGGGGGUAACAGCCACAAACGCUCGGGUCAGCAGACACAAGACAAGGUGAUGUGGAUUGAGUUGGGUCUCUGCAAGGCCCUUGUCCGCGCCAUUAGUCACAUAGGGUACAUUUCACCCACACCCGUACAGGCACAAGCUAUACCGGCUAUCCUUAGUGGGACCGACGUCUGCGCGCGGGCGGUAACUGGGUCUGGCAAGACAGCCGCCUUCCUGCUACCGUUGUUGCAUCUCCUCCUCACGAGAGCUCCCAUGAAGCAGACGCGUAUGAACAGCAAGCGUCGCUACAUCCGGGCCAUUGUUUUGGUUCCCACACGGGAAUUGGGUAUGCAAUGCCAGCAGGUUCUACAACAAUUUUUGGCAUUCACCACGGGUUUGCAAGUGUCACUGGCAAUUGGAGGCGUAUCACCCUCUGCCCAGCUGGCUGCCCUUGAGGCUUGUCCAGAUAUUCUUGUUGCAACACCUGGUCGGUUAGUUGAUUUGAUCCACAACCACAAGGGUGCACAAAGUGCUGUCGAUAUAACGGGGGUCGAAGUAGUUGUGCUUGACGAGUGCGACAAGAUGUUAACUGUUGUGCUCCGGGACCAGGUGGUGGACAUUCUCAAACGCGUGCCGGAGGAAACGCGUCAGGUAUUGAUGUUUUCUGCAACAAUGACGACAGAAGUAGAUGAGUUUGCGAAAGAACAUCUAUUUAAACCAAAGAAUGUGGACAUCGGCCAUGUUGCUCUUCAGGCCAAACUGCGUCAGCAGUUUGUUCGCGUUCGUCUGCAUGCUGAUACAUCCCUGCAACCUACUGAGGAAAAUCGCGGUGACGUAGCCCCUUCUGCGGAGGGGUGUCAAAAGAAGACCCGCUCUAAACGCUCGCAUGAUAAACCGCAGAGCGAAGGGCGUCAGAAUCACUCGGAGGAAUCUGAAAGCGAGGCGGAACACAUGACGAAGGUCAAGUCACGUUACUUGGUGGCGCUAUGCACAGGUUAUUUCCGAGAGAAAACGUUGAUAUUCACUCGCUACCGCACCACUGCACACCGAUUACGUCUCCUCUUCAACGUGAUUGGUUUUCCCAGCGUAGAGCUACAGGGUAAUCAGCUCCAAGAGGAGCGCUUCGCCUCUUUAGAGAAGUUCGCGUCUGGUGAAGUAAACUACCUCUUCUCCACUGAUGUCGCCUCGCGUGGAUUAGACAUAAAAGACGUUUCGACAGUCAUAAACUUCGAUCUCCCACCAACACUCACUGCAUACAUUCACCGAGUGGGCCGUACCGCCCGCAUCGGCGGUAGUGGGACCGCGGUCUCGCUGGUUGAUGAGAGCAGGGACUCGGAUAUUAUGCGAAAGAUACUGGCGGUAAGCGGUGUGGUGAGCAAUCAUCAAGCGGCCACCGUACGGCGUCGCGAUGUCCCAGAGGAGCUGCUGCAGGAGGCCAUUAAAAAGAUCGACGCCGCGUUUCCCCAAGUGCGGGCCGAACUUGCAGCGGAGGAACUGCACACGAAAAUUGAACGUGCGGAACGCCGGUACGGCCGAGAGGCAGGAGAGAAAAUUCUUACUGAAAGCGCCGCCGUGCGCCCGCGGAGGGUCUGGUGCCUGAGCCACACGGAACAAAAGAAACGUGAGGAGGAGGCCCGGCGGGUGUAUGAAACUGAAGCGGAGGUUACUGUCAACCAAUUUCAGCAGGAGUUGGCAAAUUGGGAUCGUGAGGAAAACAAGUUUUUGAAAAAGCAGCGUAAUGAGCGGCGGGCGCAGCGCGAAACGAAGGCCCGUGCCAAUGAAAGGGCGAAAAACGCCGCACGUGAACUGCAGCGCAAAUCACAAAACAAGUUACAGGCGGGUAUAGUGAAGAAGCUGAAGAAGAAAAAGAUACGUGAUGCGAGGAAGACAAGGCGGGCAGAAAGUAGGGAAAAGAAUGGGAAGCCCGCCUAUAAGCAUCGCGGUGGCGUGAAAAGUAUGAAGAAGUCGCGCCAUAAAAGGCGCAUGUCGAGGCAUUAA